UUAAUCCAAGCGAAACUAAACGGUACCAAGAUGAAGUAAGCCGGCUCAAAAAGGACCUUUCUAGUGAGAGGGAGAAAUGCAAGCGCUUGGAAGCUGAUCUGUCUAUUCUAAUCAAAGGAAGAUCUUGUGAAGUUAAUGAAUUGAACGAUAUUAUUGCCUCUCUUGAAUUUAAACUUAAAGCCACUGAGGCGACCAAUGUGUCCUUGAGAGAUCUAAUUAAGACCAAAAUCUCCAAUUCAAAGCAGAAUGAAAUUUUCCCUAGCAACACUGCCACAAGGAACGAUAAACAAUGCGCGGUCAAUCAUGUAGAACAAAGCAAUCUUGUCCUUAAUCGAGUUUUGGGUGAUGAAAACUCCCUGACCGACCUUGCACAGAAGUCGCACGUGACUUCCAAUCUAGUCGUUUCCAACAAUAGACGCGUCGACAAAGACUUAUCAGUUAAGGAUAAUCAGUUAAUUUUAAAUAGUGAUAACAGCCCAGCCGACCUACUACAAAGCCAUAAUAAUAACCUGAUCAAUGGCGCCAAAUCUCGCGACGGUCAGCACAUGAAAGGUAAUUCGAAUGCAAGGAAAUUGCCAAAUAUUACCGAACUCAAAUCCCUACUUCAAGUCCCUGGAGUGUCAGCUACUAUGAAUGAAGUCGACAACAAGGUUGACACAUAUCCCAUUAUCGAUGGUCACCACUGCAGUUUGAGGAACGUCAGUUCAUCAACUUUUAAUGUUCUUAAAGACAUAGAAUUUUUACCCCUAAUCAGUCUCAACGAAUCCCUAGAAUACAGUCAUCAAGUUCCUGUUGAUUUCAAACGUCCUUUUCAGGAAAAUCCGGGACGGAAGCCACCCCCCUCGAUUGUUCGAUCCCACCAGCGAUCCCCAGAAUGGCUAAAUCACCUAGUCCUUGUCCGUCAAUUAAUGAACGCGUAAUUAGUUCCAAUACUGCUGAUAUUAACUAUCCAAAGAAUAUCAAUAUAAUAACGCAGCGAAGUAAUAAAAAUAAUUUGAAUUCUGUUCCGUCUAUUGAACUUGUUUGCAAAAUUCCUACUAGAAUUACAGUUCGUCGAAAUAAUUUAUGUGCCAAGACAAGGCCGAGAACUCAUGCAAGGAAAGUUAAUGUCAACAACUUAAUAUGUGUAAAUUUUGUCUCAAAUCCAAAACCAGAUAUGUUACGUUUUGCAACGAUUAACGCUAGAUCACUAAGAAAUAAGGUAGCUGUAUUCUCCGACUAUAUUGUUGAUCAAAAUAUUGAUGUUUGUGUUGUAACUGAGACUUGGUUGAAGGACAUGGACACAACAAGCAUUGCAGGCGUUUGUCUCCCUGGAUAUUCAUUUAAAUCAUUUCCCCGUCAAUCUAACAGAUCAGGAGGAGGCACAGGCGUAAUGUUUAACACCAAUUUAUAUGUCUCUCUUUCUGGUGGUGGAGAAAUGCAAUCCUUUGAAUAUUCAGAGUGGCAUUUUUCCAUACUUGAAUAUUCUAUUAAACUUAUUGCUAUCUAUCGUCCACCUUAUUCCGCGGCUCACCCUGUUCUACCUGGAAAAUUCUUUGAAGAAUUCUCAAACUAUUUGGAGGAUAUUGUUCUAUGUCCAGAAAUUCUAUUGAUUACCGGGGACUUUAAUUUUCACUUGGAUGAUACGGUUAACAGAAACACGAUAAAAUUUAAUGAGAUGCUUGAAACAUUUGGCCUCAAACAACAUGUUUGUACUCCAACAUAUUCAUCCAAUCAUACACUGGAUCUAUUGAUAAGUCGAUCUACAAGUGACAUUAAUAUCCUUUCGAUUGAGAGUACUUUCUUUCUGUCCGACCAUUGUUUUGUAGAAUGUAAAUUAUCUAUUGCUCGUCCAAAUGACUCCAAAAAGCUAAUUUCUUAUCGUGAACUGAAAAAGAUUAACAUUGUUGACUUUAAACUUGAUCUAAGCAAUGUGAAUUCACAUUGCGAAAACAUUGCACAUCUUGAUGAAUUAGUGCAUUGCUAUGAUGACGUACUUUCACGUAUUUAAAAUACCCAUGCUCCUGUCCGAAGAAAGCUAAUGAAAGUUAAGCGUUCAACUCCUUGGUACAAUGACGAACUAAGACAAUUGAAAGUAAAGCGUAGGAGACUAGAGAGAAAGAUGCGGAAAACAAAAUUAGAAGUAGAUUGGACUGCCUAUCGGAAAAUAUGUAACCGAUAUUGUUACUUGUUGAAUAAAGCCCGAACUGAUUAUUGUACUUCCCUUAUCAGUGAUAGCUCCAACGAUCCAAAGAAUCUUUUCAGAAUUGUGAGCUCCCUUUGUAAUGCACCGCAUGAAGAUCCCUUACCACCUCAUGACGAUCUUGGUCAAUUAGCAAAUAGGUUCAACGCAUAUUUUUCCGCAAAAUUGAAUUGAUUAGAGAAAAUGUGGACAGUAUCCAUGUCGAUCCUCCGUUGGUGCAUUACCGUAAUCCUGAAGUCAAAUUAGAAUCUUUUGAGAUACUUUCUUCCCAGGAUAUUCAUGAUGUUAUUAUGCAAUUGUCCAGUGCCAGCUGCAAGCUUGAUCCGAUCCCACCAUGGCUUGUUAAAAUCUGUUGUCUGGAACUAAUUCCCUCUAUCACCAAAAUUGUAAAUUUAUCCUUGCAGGAGGGUCGUGUUCCAGAUCACUGGAAAAUUGCUCUGCUGAAACCAAAUCUGAAAAAGUCUAGCUUGGACCCAGUAUUUGAGACCUUUAGGCCUGUGAGCAAUCUGUCAUUUCUUUCUAAGAUCACUGAAAAGGCGCCGCCAACCAAUUGCUGAACCAUUGUGAAAAACAUGCACCUCUCCCUACCUGUCAAUCUGGCUUCAGGAAAUAUCAUUCGACAGAGACGGCUCUGCUAAAGGUGCAAAGCGAUAUUCUUCUGAGUAUGGACAGGCAGGAAGUGUGUUUUCUUGUACUCUUGGACUUAAGCUCAGCGUUCGAUACAAUUGAUCAUAAAACUAUCAUUGACGUAUUGGAGUAUCAAUUUGGAGUGACGGAUAGGGCUCUUUGAAGAGUUUACAUGAAGUACUUAUGUAGGACUAGUUAGUGUAACCGCUGACUCGCUCUCUUGUUGACAUUGGUUGUAAUAUAUGAACAACGAGAGUGAGUGUUUCACCGGGAUAUCCAAACACGAGAAAACAAUGUAUGAGAACACGAGCGCGAAGCGCGAGUGUUUUCAUACAUUGUUUUCGAGUGUUUGGAUAUCCCGGUGAGACACGAGCUCGAGUUGUUUAUAUGGCUUCUCAAAUGAAUCGAGACGUAACAGAAUGUUUUCGUUUGCUGAUUUGAAUAGAAUUCUUAACCAAGCAUAAAGUAAUUAGGAAUUCUAUUCAAGUAAUUUUGCAUGCGUAAUUAAGAUAUUUGAUGAAAACACUAGUGACUUUCAUCAAGUUUCACCGGGUUAUCCAAAUGGCAUCUUGUGAUCAAAUAGGUGAUUAUCAUUGGCUGAAUUACUCAUGAAUUAUUAAUGAAUUUGAGAAUUAUAUUUGAAGUCUUUCAUAUUAGUUCAUCAGAUGUUGUUUGUUUUUAAUACGCUAGUUUCAAGUCGUGUUUCUAUAUUAUUGUAAGUAUUCCUUACUUUGUAUUUAUCCUAUUCGUUUAUGUAGCUAUAUUUGUGUAUAGAACGUUCACAGUUAUAAUUUCUAUUCGUUGUAUUUACCUAGGACUCUUUCAUCGUCUUUGUUAAAAUAAACAUACAAAAUUCGAGAAGGUUCUUUCUUCAUGAAAUAGUCAUGGUUGUUGUAGAAUGCUCUGUCCCACAAUGCGAUUUCAAAACUAAUGAUGUCUCAGAGGCACUCGCCAUAGCUCUUCUAUCAAACCAUGGUCUGGCCCAUCAAAACACAGUGCCUGCCGUGUCAACACAACCAGCACCUACAUUUCAAGGCCCGAAACUUGAGCGACCCAAAAUAGAUGUCGGUGUGUCCAUUGAAGACUGGAAUGUGUUCGUCCGGCGAUGGUAGGUUUUUCGAACCGGAUCUGGGAUCAAUGAUACAUCAGCCCCAUACCAAUUAUUUCAGUGUGCCGGGACCGACCUAGGUGAUAGCCUCCUAAAAGCGAACCCCAAUGCAGCCUCCGGUACCCUCAACGAACUGCUUACUGCCAUGCGGUCCUUGGCAGUCAUUCCUGUUGCUACCUGUGUAUCACGGACUGAACUUCUUCAACUACGUCAAGAAAGGGAUGAGGCUUUUCGUACAUUUACAGCCAGGGUGCGAGGGAAAGCCGAGACGUGUGCCUUCACAGCAGAAUGUGAGUGUGGUAAGGACGUCGACUACACAGAUAAUGUCAUCCGUGACGUUCUUUUAAAUGGCCUAUCUGACCCAGACAUCCGCCGUGAAAUCCUGGGGACGCCCGACAUCCUCAAAAAACCAGUCAAUGAUGUGAUUGCCCUUGUUGAAAACAAGGAGAUGGCCCGCAAUGCCCUCCCAUCAUCAACCCUGUCUGCUGUGUCGUCGUUUCAGCGCCAAAAGAACCCGAUAACAACCACCGCCACCACCCCGUCCCAAGUGGAUCAAACGAAGGAGGCAACAUGCCCAGACUGCAAGCACACCUUUAAAGUAUUUACAGAGGGAGCCCGUGGGUGGAACACCAAACCUCACCAAUUGUGCAUCAAUUGCUACAGAACUCGCCGCAGGAAAAAACGCCAACCCCGCCUGCCCCUUGACAAUAAGCCCAGCCUCCAGGCCAUAGAGCAAGACCCCAUAUCCCAGGUGGCAGUAUUCCAAACCGCCCAGACAGACAGACACCGACGACAUCAUACACGUGCCUCAACCUCACAUGGCAACAUCAACAAAGCUUUAGCCACAAGACUUGACCACCAUAUAUUCUCCAAAGGCGAAUGGAAGCGAGCCCGCCUGCUAGAUCAUCCUAGAGUCAAAGUCACCAUCUCUGUUGCUAAGUCAGCCGACACCAGAAUCACCAGCCCUAGCCAUGCCUCGGGCCGUGACACUGUGGUAUCAGCAGUUGCCGAUACCGGAGCACAAUCUGACCUGUGGUCCCUUGAUGAUUUUCUUGCCUGUGGAUUCUCACGUGAUGAACUACGGCCUGUUAGCCUUAGCCUGUCAGCCGCAAACCGCUCCCCUAUCUCCAUCGAAGGAGCAUUCUUUGCAAAGAUCACAACGAUACCCCACAGCGGCAAUGUGAUGUCGUGCCACUCUAUGGUGUAUGUCAGCAGCUCUGUCCAAGCCAUGUAUUUGUCUUAUGAGACGUUACUUAACCUCGGCCUUCUUGCAAAUGACUUCCCAUCCAUGGAUAAUGCAGGCACACCCAGUGAAAGGACCCAAAUCGCCGACUCCGAUGCUUCACCUGACCCUGCAUCUAUCAAUGCCGCACGGUCACUCAACAAUGGUUGUAAUGCGCCCAACACUCCACAUGACCCAUGCUCGUGCCCCCAGCGUGAAGUUGCUCCACCACGUCCGCCGGUCCUGCCAUUCCCCUGUACACCAGAAAAUAAUGAUCGCAUGAAGGCAUGGCUACUUGCUCGAUACUCUUCGUCCACAUUCAACACGUGCCCACAUCGGGCAUUACCAUGCAUGGAGGGGCCAUCUAUCGAGAUGCACGUCGACGCGACCGCCACUCCAAAGGCUUGCCAUACACCAGCCAACAUACCCCUACACUGGCAGCAGCAAGUGCAUGACGACCUCCUUCGAGAUGAAGCCCUUGGUAUCAUUGAGCGUGUGCCUUAUGGCGAACCCGUGAAAUG
This is a messenger RNA of Paramuricea clavata, 5660 nucleotides long. Lineage: Eukaryota; Metazoa; Cnidaria; Anthozoa; Malacalcyonacea; Plexauridae. The record is from the annotation of a GenBank genome assembly.